UGAAUGCUUGACCUUACCCCUCCAUCCGCACGAGCACAUUUUGGACAUGGAACGCAGUGGGCGAUGAUUUUUGCCCUGACUGGAUUAUGAAGUGCAAUUUUUUUUCUUCAGCUUCAGGGUGCUGCCAGAGUAAACCAAGGGGACAAUGGUGAAACAUUUUUGCUGCACGGGUGUGUUGAAAAGCACCUGGGACCAAGUUUGCACUGCUUUCUGGCAACGUUAUCCCAACCCUUACAGUAACCACGUGUUGACGGAGGACAUUGUUUUCCGAGAAGUUACCCCCAACAACUGCCUCGUUUCCAGACGUCUGUUGACCAAAACCAGCCGUGCGCCUCGAUGGAUGGAGCGGUAUCUUCCGAAACACAUGUCCAGCUCGGCGUACAUCAUCGAGGACUCGGUCGUGGACCCUCAAAAACAGACCAUGACCACACUAACGUGGAACAUCAGCCACGCUCGCCUCAUGUCUGUGGAGGAGCGCUGUCAGUACAGAAUAAACCCCGAGAACAGCAGCUGGACGGAGAUCACGAGAGAAGCCCGGAUCUCUUCAGGCGUCUUUGGGCUUUCUAGACCUAUCCAGGAAUUUGGUCUGUCCAGGUUCAAAACGAGCGUCACAAAAACCAUGAAAGGCUUUGAGUACGUGCUCGCCAAAAUGCAAGGUGAAACUCCGUCGAGGACCUUGGCAGAAACCGCCACGGAGCGAGCGAGAGAGACGGCGCUGGCAGCUAAAGAGAAAGCCAAAGACCUGGCCUCACACGCUCAGAAGAAACAAUAUGUAUGAUGAACUGCAGUGUUUGGUACCUGGACCUAUGUACCUCUCUUCUUUUUUAAAACAGGGUCAUUUAGUUACAGAUCCCAGUCAUGGUUGAACACCUCUGAGGAUGAAUGGAAACUGUUAAAAGGCCCGAGUUUAUUAGACCUCUGAUGCURCAACACGUCCAUGUUUACCACAGAUAAGAGAUCCUGGAUAUGAUGGUAGAAUACAGCCCAGCAUGCCAUAAAAAGAUUAAAUCCAACACUGGAAGUGUUCCUUAAACCUUUGCUCAACCUCUGUUUCCACCAGCAUUUGCUUUUUAUUUACUCCCAGCUCCUGGACCGUGUCAUGUUUUAGUCAAUCAACAGCACUUCUCUUGUGAUUUUUGUUUGUUGUUUUAUUGUCUCCAUUGGGUCAUCUCACCCAGUUAUAUACCUCUAAUAAUAAUUCAACCAAGGCUGAUGAUUUUAUUGCUUCAUGAUGAAGUAUUAGCUGCUGAAGAGUCUGUAUUGUUGGCAAUCAUGGCUUCAUAAUAAAUUCUCUUAACCUUCCUGCUACAGUGGAGACGUCAGAUUGUCCCCCUGUAUAAAUACAGACCACCUUUGCAUCAUUAAGUUCUAUUAAUAUUAUAGCAAGUAAAAUCAAUCUGCUACUAAAUAAAGCCUUUCUAAUCAGAA
Messenger RNA from Austrofundulus limnaeus, 1428 nucleotides. It is a transcript of the gene prelid1a, whose product is annotated as PRELI domain containing 1a. Bases 146 to 778 code for a protein of 210 amino acids. The transcript has 6 exons. The record is from RefSeq and is a predicted model, not a curated record. Gene Ontology annotation, cellular component: mitochondrial intermembrane space. NCBI's taxonomy places the organism in Eukaryota, Metazoa, Chordata, Actinopteri, Cyprinodontiformes, Rivulidae.